AUGACUGUCAUUUCUAAUUUGAUGUUGGUAAUUGUUUUACUGUGUGUUGUGUCUUUACACGUUGCCAGCCCCAAACCUCAUUCACGUACCCGAAAGUCUGCUGAUGGAGAAAAAGAAGAUUGUUAUAACAUUACAAAAGACAAAUGGUUGAAUUAUCAGAUUUUGAAACUAAGUGCUGUUGAAACCGAAGAUGGAUGCAAACCAUUAUAUUGUUAUAAGUUCGCAAAAAACACUUAUUUGAGGUAUUACGUUUUGCAUUCAACUGAUGUGGAAUCCGAAGAUGAAUGCAAACUAUUAUGUGAGAAGAAUAACAAAUGUGGCACAUAUCGGAUAAAUCGUAGAGUCAGACCAUUCAGAUGUGAUCUGUUCAAAAAACCAGUUAUCUUUGCGGCAUUCAAUACAAACUUGGAGGAGUGUAUAAAGAAAUGUACAGCGAUGAAGGAAUGUAAAAUACUGACGAAUCUUGCAAACAUACUAGGUGUCGUAUUUUCCUUCUAA
This is a messenger RNA of Lottia gigantea (owl limpet), 498 nucleotides long. RefSeq lists its product as hypothetical. The record is from RefSeq and is a predicted model, not a curated record. NCBI's taxonomy places the organism in Eukaryota, Metazoa, Mollusca, Gastropoda, Lottiidae. The transcript is spliced from 4 exons. Bases 1 to 498 code for a protein of 165 amino acids.